Molecule: messenger RNA, 471 nt
Organism: Colletotrichum tamarilloi
Lineage: Eukaryota; Fungi; Ascomycota; Sordariomycetes; Glomerellales; Glomerellaceae
Exons: 1
Coding region: 1-471 (156 amino acids)
Source: RefSeq, a predicted model, not a curated record
AUGAGGGACAGCCCCCCCUCUCCGUGGCCCCCGCCGUUGGAACCUUGGAGGCUUGGGCUUAGACCCCACCGAACCACAACUUCAGAGCCCACAACCGCGCCUCGGGGGCUCUGUCUCUCCCUCCCAGGUCUCUCGCUGCCACUUCUGGUUGGCCCGGGUCUCGGGGAUGAAUGGGUCCGGGUCGUUGUGGAUCAAGGUAGGUCGUCUCCCUCCCCCGGGGCCCCCGCCCACACCACACCUAAUGUUGCCCUUACCCAGAAGCUCAAGCACGUCCAAGGGGGAAGAGGAUGGGAACCCAAAGGGAAGAAAAGAGAGAAGAGAGAGAGGGGGUCAAGCGGUUCACGCGAAUCAAGCCUCAAGGACCGUUGUCUAGCAGUUUUACAGGAUCAUUAUCUAUCUACGAGAAUUAUCCACCAAGAAAGCGGGAAAUGUACUGUCCAGCCCUCACCCAGAUUCCAAUCUGUGCGAUAA